AUGAGUUAUACAAAUACAAAAGAAGAAACCCAAAUAAUAAAUAUAGAAAACAAUGAUAUAAAGAAAAGAAAAUUUAUAGAAAACAAUAAUACCAACAAUAAUACCAACAGCAAUACCAACAGUAAUAACAAAAAUAAUAAUAAUAAUAAUAAUAAUAAAUCAAAUAAUAAAAAACAAAAUAAUAAUAAUAAAAAACCAAGAUUAAAAUUUACAUAUGAUUAUAAUUAUAAGAUAAUUAGUCCAUUUCAAAAGUUUUUAGAUUAUGGUAUUUGUCCAACUCUGAAUGAACUAUAUAGUGAAUUCUAUCAUAUCCUUAACGAGAAUAAAUGUCAAAAGUUAAAAAUGGAAUUAGAUGAAUUAAAAAAGAUGAAUAAAGGUGAUAAACCAAUACCAAUCGAUUUCGAUCCAAGUAAAAUAUGUCAUCAACAUUCUAAAGAAGAUAUUGAACAAAUCAUUUUCGAUCCAAAUGAUAGACACCUCAUUGAAUUGGCAGUCAGAAAAUUUUGUGGAUUCCUUCAAAAAGAGUCAAAUAUGGUAUUAAUGGAAAUGAUCAUUCUAUCAAUUGGUCUACUAAAAUCAAUUGAAUUCUUACAUUUCACUUUAGAAAUUGAAAGAGAUGGUGGUAUUUUCACUACUGUCAUUCCAAAAUCAUCACCUAAUACAACCACUACUACCACUUCUACUACUACUACUACUACUACAAUAAUUAAUGAUGAUAAUACCUUAAUAACAACAAAAGAUUCAAAUGAACAAACAUCGUCAUCAUCAUCAUCAUCAACAGCAAUAACUACCAAUACUAAUUGUAGCAAUUCAAAAUCUUCAUCACAACCAAUAACAAGAAGAAGAACACCAGGUGGUGUUUUUUAUAAAUUAAUCAAUUUACAUAUACCAACAGAAUUUAAAUCAAAUCUUUUUUCGAUCUCUUCCUUAUUUAAGUAUAAGAAUGAAAGAAAGAAAAAAGGUUUUGGUACUUUAUUAGAUUUAAAAGAUAAACUUUUAGAUUUUACCUCAAAUAAUAGUAAUGGCAAUAAUGAUAAUAAUGAAAAUAGUCAAGAACAAAUCAACAGCAAGAAAUUUAAUAAAUUGUUAAAUGAAGUUGAUGAAGAAUUUGAUAAACUUUGUGUUUCUUCAAAAAAUGAAAUUAUGACUUGA
Molecule: messenger RNA, 1152 nt
Organism: Dictyostelium discoideum AX4
Lineage: Eukaryota; Evosea; Eumycetozoa; Dictyosteliales; Dictyosteliaceae
Exons: 1
Coding region: 1-1152 (383 amino acids)
Biological process (GO): snRNA export from nucleus
Source: RefSeq, a predicted model, not a curated record